AAAAUUUUGGAACAAGUUGGCAAAAAAUAGCAAUAUAGAAAUACCAAAUGGGUAAUAAUAGGAAGGAUAUGCAAACGCCAGCACGAACCAUGAGCUCAUCAUAAAGAUCAUCCCUUUGCUUCUUGAAAUUCUCACUCACUCUCUCUCUCAAAGGGUUUUUGUUUCAUCGUUUCAUUUCACCUUUCCCAAACCUUAUAACGAUCUUUCUUGUAACUGCAUUUCAUCUUUCGACCUAACUUCUCCAAGAUCCAAACGGUUACUAUGAUGUGUACAAAACUUGAUUCAUAGUCCUCUUCGUUUCAAUGGACCCUACUGAUAAAGAAGAGAAGGCUAUCUGUGUAAUUGGUGACCAAUCAACUAGCGAUGUUGUGGUGAGGCUACGUACGCAGGAAGGUCGAGAUGAUUGGUUGUAUUGUCACUCAGCUAUACUUGUUAAAAAUUGCAAGUAUUUUGCAGACCGUCUGUCUGAGAAUUGGCCAACUUGUCAGAUUCUAGGUUCGCGCAACUGUGUUGAUGUUAAUUGUCAAGAAUCGGAUUUUGAUUACCAUGUAAAUCUUAUUCGACUUCUUUACAUUGUUGUGGAUGGUUCGGUUGAUGAUUUGUGGCAUGGUGUUAGAAAUGCUCUUGGUAUUCUCCAAGUGGCUGUUGAACUUGGAUGUCCGAAAAUUGUUACUGCUUGUGUGAGUUACUUGGAAGCAAUGACAUGGGAAGAGAGUGAAGAGGAGGAGAUAUUGAAAGUUGUACCUCGAAUGGGAUUACAAGCAGAGCCUAUUCUAGCUAGAGUUCAACCGGUCAACCAGUUAGCUAUUAGAAACAUCUUUCUCUCGGCCGUUCGCUUUGCUACAUCAUCCCCUCCAGCGACAAUGAAGGAUCUGAAAUCUUCAGCACAAGAGCAACUUGAGUACAUGCUAACUGAGGAUGAUGAUGCCCCUUUGUUGAUCGCUGACGACAACAUAAAAUUUGAGGUAAAAGAAUGUGUAAAAAGACUAUUUUCCGGGUUUAACAACUCAUUGAUACAUUUAUUCUGUGGUUCCACAGAAUCACUUUCUGAGGCAGGGAACAUCCUGUUGUUUAAAUCCUAUUUGACUGAUCUGUCAUGGGUUUGUCAGAUAUUGAGUAAGUUGGAAAUAAUGGGAGAUUUUGUUGAGUGUUGGUUUGAUGCAUCAGAAAACAUUGUCAAAGCACUCGAACAAGGAAGUUCUACAAAUGAAGUGGUUGAGGUAAAGUUGCGAGCCAUUGAAGUAACAUCAAAGGUUUUAGAGGCAAUUGCUUAUGGUACUGUUAUACUGCCAACUGCAAAACGUCUUCAGGUUUUGAAAGUGUGGCUUCCAUUUGUGAGGGUUACAAAACCAAUUAUUGAUUCUUCUAUGAUGGAAUGUGAGAAUGCUGUUUUGCUUAAAAUGGAUGGCGAGAUGUGGCAAUCCCUGGAAUCCAGCUUUGUCUCUAUCAUUCUUGCGUUACCAUCAGGGGAUCAGGCUGAGCUUUUAACUCAAUGGUUGGAAAACGAGCAUAUCCGGUAUCCAGAUCUAACUGAGGCAUUCGAAGUAUGGUGUUAUAGGUCCAAGGUUGCUAGGAGAAGACUAUCAUUGCUAGAGGAUGAUCAUGUCAUGACACAGUCAGGUUGAUGCGUUCCAGAAUUCUGUUCCUCAAGAUUAGUGUACUAAUCUGAAAUUCCUGCCUAGGCAUUUAAAAGAGAAGAACAUCAUUUUUUUGCAUGUGAUUGGAAUAUUUUUGUAGAGGCAUCUAAGUGGAGUUUAUCUCCAUCUCCAUUCACAAUAAAUCAAUGUAAAUUGCUUUGAAGAGUAUGUAAAACAUUGUAGUUCUAACUGUGAAAUGUAGAGAAUGUAUUUUGAAAUGAUUGAUUUCAGAACAAGCAAAAUAGAGAAUAUUGCAUA
Messenger RNA from Trifolium pratense (red clover), 1895 nucleotides. RefSeq names its product BTB/POZ domain-containing protein At3g05675. The record is from RefSeq and is a predicted model, not a curated record. NCBI's taxonomy places the organism in Eukaryota, Viridiplantae, Streptophyta, Magnoliopsida, Fabales, Fabaceae. The transcript is spliced from 3 exons. Bases 303 to 1625 code for a protein of 440 amino acids.